Molecule: messenger RNA, 9871 nt
Organism: Tetranychus urticae (two-spotted spider mite)
Lineage: Eukaryota; Metazoa; Arthropoda; Arachnida; Trombidiformes; Tetranychidae
Gene: htt
Product: huntingtin
Cellular component (GO): cytoplasm; nucleus
Source: RefSeq, a predicted model, not a curated record
AUUAAUAAGAGUGAUUUUCUUGUUUUGGUUUUAUUUUUAAAUGUCUAUUAUUUAAAUUAUUUAUUGGUGAUUUGUUUAAUUAUUUUAACUAUAAAUUAAGAAGGACAUGGCUUCUAUUGAGAAGCUGGUUAAAUCGCUGGAGGCUCUCAAGGUACUCCAGGCAUCUAUUGACAAACCUGAGGAGCCGCUUAUAUCAACAAAAUUUAUCAAAAAAGAAGCUUCUAUCAGUAAAAAGGAGAAAAUUUCACACUGUAUCAAUAUUGCGGAUAUAAUAUGCUGCUCUCAAUUAAGGAGCAUGGAAGAUUUUCAGAAAUUUUUAGGGAUAGCAAUAGAAACCAUGCUAGCUUGUUGUGAUGAUCUUGAUGCUGACGUGCGCUUAAAUGCCGGUGAAUGUCUCAACCGAACAAUAAAAAGUAACAUAGACUGCCAUCUCAAUCGGAUCCAUGUUGAACUAUACAAAGAAUUGAAGAAGAACGGAUCAAGUCGUAGCAUUCGUGCAGCAUUAACUCGUUUCUCGGAGCUUGCUUAUCUUUUAAGGCCAUCUAAAUGUCGUCCGUACUUAGCUCAAUUAAUACCAGUUUUGGAAAAAAUUAGUUCACGAACUAACGAAGAAAGUAUUCAAGAGACGAUUGCUCAAGCUAUGAAAAAAUUGAUGCCUGUUCUUGGUCGAUAUGCCAUUGAAAUCGAGAUACUCAAGCUUCUUAACUGUUUUCUACCUAAUCUAAAUCACUGCUUAGUCUCAGUUCGUCGAACUGCCGCUAUAUCAUUAACAGUUGUCUGUCAACAUUCGAAGAAACCGAGUUAUUUUUACUCAUGGCUUAUCAACAAUCUUCUCAAAUCCUUUCAUUCAAGUCAGAAUAAGUUUAACCUCAACCAUAAUCAGCUCCCGGAAUCCAACAAUAACCUCUUAUCAGGCAUCUUUUUAUGCCUGAAAAACCUUUUUCCACUCUUGAGUAAUAUUCCACAAGACGGAGAGAACCAAAGUUUAGUGAUCACUCCAAAGCAAAAGCAGGUUUUUGAAAAGCAAAUGAGUAGCAUGAAAGACAAUCUACUCCAAAUGUAUGAAUUAAUCCUACACAGUCUCCGCUAUUCAACGGAUAAUGGUGUUAUUGUAUCUGCUUUGGAAGCUUUGCUUCAACUAUUACGUUCACCUCCAAAGCUUAUCCUCAACAAUCUGUUAAGUAUCAAUGGAGUUGGCCAAUCUCGGUUAAAUGAUCAGUCAAUCACGGCUUCCAUUCCAUCAUCACCCUCGAUGUCCAUUCGUCGAAUGAAAGAAGGCUCAUCUAUUAGUGAAUUAGAUAAUGUCGCUUCCUUGGAGGACGAUGAAGAUAUUCUUAUUAGUUCAUUCUCACAGGAUUCUCGAUUAUCUGGUGAAAAUUCGUUCAAUCUCAACAUAAGAACCAAUUCUGGUGAUAUUUAUCGUCCAGAUUCCAGUCUCAGUGAACCCAGUGAAGUUAGUGAAAGUGUCCUUGAUGAUAAUGGUAGCAUCGUAAAAGAUUUUAUUGAAGAAAAGGGCCCAAUUAGUUAUCCUUCUAGAAUUGUACCAUUAAUUACAGAGCAAAGUAAAGAGGAGGAUUUCUCGCAAUCUAAUGAAGUACCUUUAUCUCCAGCACCAUCAUUACCUAGUUUUUGGGAUUCUGAUAUGUUAUUUCAGAUUGAAAAUAUCGGAGAUUUCACUUCAGAAGAUACCAUUCCGUUAGAAUAUUGCACUCGUCUACUUUGCGUCAAAUUUUUGUUGAAUAGUACAAAAAGUGGACUCAUUCCAGAUAAAAGUGUCCGAGUUAGUGUUAAAUCUCUUGCCUUGAGUUGCUUAGCACCAAUCGUUCAACUUUAUCCAAAAGCUUUCUUGCUGGACCUUCAUUUAUAUCGUCAUUCACCAGAACCUCCGCAAAAAAUUUGGGACAUAACACUUUAUUCAUCUCAUUCUGAUCCUCACAUUCGAAGUCAAAUUUCCCUUGUGAUAGCAACUUACAUAAAACAUGUUUUAGAUUUACCUUUAAGUUAUGGAGAGUUCAUUAGUGUCAAUUGUGCUCCUUCGGAUAUAAAUGAAGUACCAAGUUUGGAAACAUUAAUCAUGAAACAUAUUUAUCCCAUUCUCCACGAAUCGGGCAAUACAUCAUCGAGCAUUCGCAAUGCUCUACAAUCAUUCCAAAUUUGUCUCCCUGUUUUAAUUAAAUCGCAAGAGACUAUAAUUAAUAUUUUACCUAAAAUUUUAAAUCGUCUAAUUUUGUUAAAAGAUCACAAUUAUUGGCUUGUUAAGGCUGGUCUUCUCGAGCUUCUAUCGAAUCUACCUUAUACUGAGAUAUUUUAUCUGGAAAAACGCAUAUCUUUGGCUCAAAACUUUAAUUCAUUAACAAAGUUCCAAGACAUUGUCAUUGAUGAAGUAUUUAUGCCUCUUUUAUCCGAUGAAGAUUAUCGUAUACGCAGUUCGGCAUCAUCUUAUCUUGUUGGACUAGUCAAGAAUAUAUUUAUAUGUUCAAAUCAAAAUAAUGGUGACCCAGUGAUUGGAACUACUCAAAACCUUGCUGAAUCGUACAUCAACUUUUUCUCUGGAUCUUCUAUGAACAUUCUUCCAAUUCGUGAACCUUUCCCGACCAAAUUACUUCCCGAUAAUUUUGAUUUUGAUUUUCCAUUUGUAGAUAAAAAAGGAUCCUGUGAUUAUAAUGUUUCCAUUGAAUCUAACCUUAAAUUAAUAGUGGACAAACUUAUUAAUAAUUUAACUAAAAAUUCUGCCUCCAAAGCUACUCUUUUUGGUUGUUUUCAAAGUCUUUGUGAGCUCAGUGAAGAAUAUCCAACCACCAAAUUCGGAAAAGCUUGGGGAUGCAAAACUGAGGACAGUUCAAAGACAAUUUCUCUUCUCAAAUAUUUGUUAUAUUUACUUUCAAACUAUCCUCCUCUGAUCAACGAUCUCAUUGCUCAUCAAUGUCUCAACACUUUAACUGGAAACCUCAUCUCUGGUCUAGCUUAUCAAGUAAUUAGUCAAAGUGAACUUGAUGGAGAUACAGUAAACGAAUCAGAUUGGGGUUCAAUAAGCAAAGAUGCACCACUUUUGGAACCAAUUUUAACUCAAGCAACUCAACAUGCUUUGAAAAUUUUAGGAAUCUUUGCUUCUGUCUAUGAUGAAUCAAAUAAUCUUUUAAAUUCAUCAACCCCGAAUUCUGCUAUUAAACCACAAAUGAUCUCAUCACUAUCAAAUGCCACUUUGAGUCCAUUGAGAAAGAAAACUGCUAAAACUGAUGCUGAUAAAAGUGAUUCACGAAAAAGUGGCCUAGAUAAGGAACGAAAUAAAGCUUUACAAAGGCAAAUCAGCAUAACCAAUGAUCCGCUUACAUGGCGUUUAUAUGAAAUCAUGAAAAGUACUUAUCAAUCAUCUAAAAUAACAAUGGAUAUGAGCGAAAGUAAAUUAGGUCCACUUCUUGAAUCAGUUCUCAACUUGCUCUCACAGCUUUUGGAAAUUGGAAGUUUUCGUUAUUUUAUCCGUUUUUCUGAAGAAAUUUUAGAUUACAUUAAAAUUGUAAUCAACCAUGAACCUAAAGCUUCUGUCAAAUGUGUCCACCAAUUGUUAAAAUGUUUAUUUGGUCUCAAUUUUAUUCAUUUGAUCUCUCACGAUCGAGAAGCAACCACCGAUAAACUGGAUAUCAUUAAGGGAUCCCACACUGGUCAUCAAAUUAUGGAAUAUUCAGGAUGCUCUUUUCCUCUCCCUUCUUCAUCGUCUGGCCUUUAUCAGGCAGUUAUUGCUCGACCUUAUUCCAAUUUUUCCGAUUACGUCUCAUCUCGAGCUCCCUCUCUCAAUUCAUACACUUCUUCACCUGGUUCUUCAUCCGAGGAUCCCGAACUUUGGCAAUGCUUUUUUCGUAAAGCUGUUGAAAAGCAAGUUUCCUUUGUAUUGGACAAAAAUUCGGCUCUUUGUCUUUCAACCUAUUCAACUGGGACUAAUCGCAUCACGUUAACUAGUUACAUUCGUUUAUUUGAACCAGUGGUAAUCAAAGCUUUACGUUUAUACACAAUGACAAGUAAUCUUGAUCUGCAGUACGAAGUUUUAUCUUUCAUCUGUCAGUUGAUUAAACUUCGAGUGGAUUAUAAUUUGCUUGACUCGGAUUCUAUUUUUCUUGGAUUUGUUCGAAAACAAUUUGAUUUUAUUGAAAAUGGACUAUUGGGACCUUGUGAUCGAUUAAUUGGAAUUAUAUUCAAUUUCUUUAUUCUUCUCUCCUAUCCAAGAGAACAUUCUAAUCAAAGUAAACCCAUCAUAACUGUUCCCAAAAUAAUACAAAUGUGUGAUGAUCUUAUGGCAUCAGAUCAACCUCCUGUUUUUUAUGCUCUUCCCGCUCUUCGGCAAAUUGUUGAAGAUUUAAUGUUGUACCGUUUACCCUCCAAAGUUGAAUCUGCCAAGGAACUUGAUGCUCAACGAGAAGUUGCCAUUGCGGCUUUGCUUAAGCUUGCUCAUCAUCGUAAAAGCCUUUAUCUGCUCAACAUAAUUGUUCACCAAUCACGUAAAGAAGGUGAAGAUAAAUGGAGGAAAAUAUCUCGUCAAAUAAUCGAUGUUCUUCUUCCUCUAUUAACUCGUCAAAAUUUGUACAUUGAGUGUUACCCUGAUCUGGAAGUUGUUCAUCAUCUCUUUGAAUCUGUAUCACCUGCUGUCUAUCGACCUGUUGAUUAUCUUCUUAAAGCUCUUUUCACUCCACCUGAUCCUAAAUUUCUGGAAGAUCAUCACAUCUUUCAACGUUGGAUUUCAUCGGUUCUUGUCAUUUUACGUGUAUUAAUCAUCCAUGCCAAAGAAGAAAUUGUUUUGGCUCGACUCGAUGAUCUUCUUCCUUCAUCUACUUUCUUUAAUCUCAAAUGGAUUCGAGAUGAUUCUCUCAUGUCAGAUGAAAUUUUUGAUGCCUCUCAAACUACCGAAAAUGCUUCAGUGACUCUAAUUGCUGAAUUUAUGUUUAAUGUUGUUCGUGUAUCCGCAGAAACUCUCAUCCAUUAUCGUGAAUCAACUAGUCCUUUGCUUCGUACUCGUUCAACAUUUUUAGUUCAACAAAUUUCUUCUUUUCUUCUUUAUAUGACGCAUAUGUUUCAAUCAGGUUCUUAUCGUCGUGUUGCCAAGCGCUCAUCUGAACUAUUGAAAGAAAUGUUAUCUCGUAAUUCAAUUUUAGGUUCAAUUAAUUCAGCUUUCAGUAAAAUUGAUGCACAUUUCCCAACACUUAUGUUUCAAUGGUGCAAUGUAUUGAUGCUUCUUGGUUUCGAUGAUCAAGGUACUCAUCGUUUCUGGUACAAACUAAUCAAAGGCAAUGAGCUUACCAAACUUGAUUCAGGACCUUGUUCCAUGGUGGAACAUGAAUCACCUGAUGAAUCCAAAGAUGAUUCUCGAUCAUCAUCAGAAGAAUCAACUGUCCAUCAAUCAUUGAACGUUGAGAUUAUUCAUCGAUCAGCUCUCAUUUUGAUGUGUGACUUUGUCUGUGAAAAUAUGAAUGAUGUCGAGCAAUUAACUUGGUUAAUAAUAAACAACAUCUACGAGAUUAUUCGUUGGUCUUAUGAGCUUCCAAUCCGUGACUUUAUUCAUGCAGUCCAUCGAAAUCAAGCUUCAUCUGGAUUAUUUCUUCAAGCAGUUGGAGCUCGGUGUGAUAAUUUUCGGGAUGCUACUUUUUUGAAUCGUCUCUUACUCUGUAUUGAACUUUCUCACGAAACUCAAUCUGGUUCAUUGAUAUCUCUGGUGGUUGAAAAGAUUCUCACAAAUCCUCAAACUAAAGCCUAUCUGUCUAUCCGAAUGUUGAGUAAACAAAUUGCCAUUAACAAGAUAAAAUUUUUGUGUAAAAUUGAUUCCCCUGAAGAUGCAAUCCUUCAACUAUCUGUUGAAGAUACUGACAAGAUUCUCCAUUCCCUUGAUGCCAGGAAACAUCGUGAUUUCAGUGAUCUUUUGCUUGAUUAUCGUAAAUUUAUUUCUCCAACAGAACAAGAUCAUCCAUUAAAUGAAAAGGAACCAAUUCCCUUGACAAAUUUAGAGUUAAAUCGAUCCAAAGAUUGGUUUCUUCACUUUUUCCCCAGCAGUUAUAAAUCUCAACAAAUUGAUUGGAUGGAAAUUGCCACUUCGUUGAACAAAUGUUCUCCUGAAGAGUUAUAUUCACUCUUUGGUCAUAAAACAUUUGGUCUUUCAAUUCUUGCCUGUUGUUUAACAACAGCAACUAAAUUAACCUUUUUCAACGAAGAACCAUCAAAUGAACAACCAUUGAAAGGAAACAUUCUCCUGAAAGCAUGUAUGGCAUCAUCACAGCAACAUCUUCUCAAAAUUCAAAGUUAUCUUCCUCCCCAACAUUCACCCUUUUCAUCAAUCGGUGAAAUGUUUACUGCUCGUGAUAUGAAACACAGAGAUUCUCUUAUUGAAUUGUUUAGCCAAAAAUUUGUCAAAGAUUAUAUCGUCUCAUUGAUUCCCGUUUACAAUGCAUUCGCCUGUUAUGCUGAUGAGUCUCGAUGCUUUGAGAAUAAACCCGAAGCUAGAGAAUUGAUUCUCAGAGUUGCUAUUCUCUACGCAGAGUUGCUUUAUUAUGAUCUAGAGCUGCGUGAUUUUAAUGAUAUUAAUUUGUACAUUACUCUAUUACAUGAUCUUACCAAGCGUCCAUCUCUCAUAUCUCUUCUCUGUGAACCCAAAAAUGUAUCACUUCUAUGCUCUUUUAUAGCUGCAAUCCAUUUUACUUGUAAAUUAAGUUUCGGUGAUUUAUAUGAGAUUUCAUUGCGAAAAUCUUUCCAUGAAAAGGAAACUCUUACCAAACAGGAGCGAUCUGAUUACCGUCAUUUGGUUAAAGCUUGUGAUCGAAUUGUUGAGCUUAUGAUGUUUCUCAAAUUUAGUGAAUCUAAUUUAUCUUCAUCGGCUUCAUCUUAUACUUCUAAAUUACCUUUAAGUUUAUUGAGAAAACUAAAGCGAAUCAUUAUCUCAUUGGGCAGAAUUCCUUUUGUCAAUUCAGUAGCCAUGAUACCUCCGUCCAUUUGGCAACACGAGUUGUGGUCACCCGAAUUUAAAGGUCACUUUGGGACCGUUUGUCCUACCAUUCCAUCCGACUAUUUACGUGAUAAAGACAUUUUGAUACAAUUGAUAACUCGAAUUGGUUCUCUUGGCUGGAUCAAUAGGAUACAAUUUGAAGAGUUGUGGAUGUCUUUGUUGGGAGUUAUUUCACCAAUUCAAGAUUCUUAUGAAACGUUUGAAGAUGCUCAAGAUAAAUUAUUAAUUGCAAAAAUUGGUAUUGAUGGGAUAACAACUUUACUUUUACAAUCUUUACGAUAUCCUAUUCCAGGAAAUCCACUUAGACCUUUGUAUUCAUUUAAUCCUACUCGAGCAGCAGCCUUUAUGCACACCAAGUUUGGUGAAAAAUUAAGUCAGUUAAAAUGUAUAUUACCGUCAACUGGGACUGAAGAAAUUGAAAUUGAUGAUACUUCAUAUAUCAAUUCAAAGCAUUUAUUUUCUGUUGAUUAUCUUCGUAAACAAAUUGGUAUUAUUUCAUCUAAUGAUUUAACCCCUCCAACCUCAUCAGGUUCAUCUUCGGAAACGUCUUCAACUGUUCAAAGUCCAACCUCUCAAGGAGUCCCUGAUCCUUACACUCCUCGAACUCCAUUGAAUAUUCCUAUCAAGGAAAACACUGAGAUUGACCUUUCUUCAUGUAUCCAUUUCUUGCUUGAGCUUUAUGGUCAACUUAUUAAUACUCAUCUUUCAAGAUCACCUUUAAUAAUUGAACUUUGUCGAUCAAUUGCUUCUCUAAUGGACCUUUUCUUUGAAAAAAGUCAAUAUGAAUGGGUUUUAAACAUUUUCCUUGAAUUGUUUCGCCUUUCAAUCACUGAUGAAGAUGAUAUGGUCACUCAAUAUUUGGCUUUUGGUAUUUGUAAGUCAGCUGCUGUAUUGGCCAUUGAAUCUGAUCAACUCAUUGAAAAAUGUAAAAAGUGUGUUGAAGCAAGUCUCAAAAGUUCACUUUUACCAACACGAAUCAACACCUUAUAUGGAGUUUGGUAUCUAUUAGAAAAGAAGAAUACUCUUCCCGGAGGAAAAGAGACUCAAUUUUUACCUUGCGUCUCUGAUUAUUUAGUCAAACAUCUUGGCGAUGAAAAUCUCCCAAGUAGUCAUAACGAGGAACAUGUGGUUCUUAUGUGGGACCUUUCUUUCCAUCUCAUUGAAACUUUUGUUGACUCAUUUUCUGAUAACGAUUUUGCUCAGAAAAUUUUCUUGUUAAGCUUAAAAACAAUUAGCAGCCAGUGUCAUAAUGUCAGAGUUUACGGAACUGUUAGUGAUGGUUUAAUGCACUUAUUGGUAUGUGAAACUUUCAGCAUUAAAGAUGCUGAAGCUAUUGUCAGAAUUUCAACCGAAAAGCUUAAAUCACCCAAAUUGCCAUCACAAGAAUCAAUUGCUUCCCUUCGCCUUAUGAUUACAUCAAUAUAUAUUUACGGACUUUCAUUUGCCAGUGAAACACCUUCAUCGACUGUUAGUACAAAUGAUACCAACGAAGACUUGUUAUUUGCUAUGGAAAGGGUUAGACUCAUUUUUGAUCGGCUUAAAAUAUGCAACAAAAAAGAGGCAGAUAUGAUUGCUUCCAUCAUUCCACAAAUACUUUGCGAUUUUCUUCCCACUCAAGAAAUACUCAAUAAAAUUAUUGGAGAAUUUUUAUCAAAUCAAAAUAUUUAUCCACAACAUAUGGCAACUAUUAUUUACAAGGUUUUCAAAAUACUGCGACAACAAUCAGAAAGCUCAAUGAUUCAAGAAUGGGUUUUACUUUCUCUAUCAAGUUUUACUCAAAUCCAACCAAUUUCCUCUGCAAUAUGGUCUUUAUCAUGUUUCUUAGCUAGCUCAUCAUCUAAUAUUUGGAUUAGAAAUUUGUUUUACUGCCUUGUUGCCAAACCUGGUCUGUAUGAAACUAGAGACGAAGAAAUCUUUUUCCUUUGCUGUUGUAAUUUUUACGAUGAGCUCACUAAGGACCAUCAAAAGGAAUCAUUUUUGUCAAUAUUUGAAGAUGCAGCAAAACCAAACACUCCUUAUACUAAAGUGUUAGCUAAUCUGAAAAAGUAUAAUUUAAAAGAUUAAAGUGAUUGAAUUAAAUUAAACAAGAUGUAAACAGUUAAUCCUGAAGAUUAAAUCUGAUCUCACAAAAAUUGGGACAAAAAUUUGAAAAAUCAAUGCUCAAAAUGGUAUUUUUAUAUUUGUAAGAAAAACCGUCUAAAGUUUAUCAUUGACAUGGUUGACCACUCUAGUACUAAAUAGCUGUAUAUCUCAACCAAUCAACAGAAAAAGUAUGGUUAUGAUUUAAGGUGUUUCAAUUGUAACAAUUGAAAUUGGAAAACGAUUAAAGCACAAAAAUCAGUCAAGGUAUAAUAAUCAUUGAGGUUGAUGCUAAUUGAAUGUCCAACUUCUUAAUUAGCCACAAUGUUUCCUCAAUGUGUUUCUAAUUUCAUGGCUGUAUAGCCCAUCAACUUGUCAACAGCUCGGUCAUUUACCUGAUCUUGUUUAUGAUUUGAUCUUUACCGCAAUUAGUUGACCAGUCAUUAAUAGACUGUAUUCCCGUAUAUAAAGUUGUGUCGAGCAUCUUUUUUCAUCAUUAAUUUGUUGGAAGUAAUUCAGAAUACAUAUUCACAUUCAACUAGUCUCCAUUUGAAUAUCAGAGAUACAUCGAAUCUCUUUCAAUUAAAUCUCAGUGCCUAUCAUUAUUUGGUGAUUUAUCAACUCUAGUUCAAAACUCAGUUGUGAUGCAAAUGAUCAUGAAAUGGUCACUCAAAACGACAAUGUUAUAUGUUAUUUUAUAUACAAUUAUAUUCGUCUUGAUGGCUCCAACAACAACUAGCUAUAGACUUUCUCAUCGGGAAGCUCGCAAAUUGCUUAAAUUUGUGUUAACGGCUGCUGCCCUUUCACCUCCAA